Molecule: messenger RNA, 2116 nt
Organism: Amoebophrya sp. A120
Lineage: Eukaryota; Dinophyceae; Syndiniales; Amoebophryaceae
Source: the annotation of a GenBank genome assembly
GGCACAGUGCCGCGCCUAACAAAAGAUACAGACUGACAAUACCCCGUGUAGCGUUUUAGUAGAGCCUGAAGAUGUAGUAAGGAUCGAGCUUCGCCUCGUCGAGGUUUAUGCAGACGAAAACUCGGGUGCGUUUUACGCAGUGAAUACGAAUAGACAGCCCCAAAGAUAGACAUAGAGCAACAGAAAAGAUGCCUCACAAUUUUUCCCGCACAGCUGACCUCCAGACCCUGGGGAUAAAAAUUUCCCCGACCUCCAGCACGUCUUCAGUCGAUGAGAAUGAGAUCCGCAAGGCAUAUUUCAAACUCGCCAAAACGCAGCACCCGGAUAAGCAGGGCGGGAGUAAGGAGCAAUUCCAAAAGCUCGUGGGCGCCUACGAGCGUCUGAGCGGAAAAGAAGAUUUUUCGUACGAGAGUUCUUGUGCCAAGAAUACGACAACCUACCAAAAUCAUUCGUCAGGUCGUUCCAGCACUUCAGAUUUUUACCAUCGACACCAGCAACGGGGAUAUUACAACAGCGACGGUUUUUGUGACGCACCACCCGGUUAUUCUCCAUUUGGAUCGUCCCAUUUUAGUUGGGGCGACGACGAUUUUUUCGACGAUUUCUUCUACGACAGUCAUUUCAAGUUUUUCCAGCGCUUCUUCCAGAAGCGACAACGAAACCACAGUAGUUUCGACUUCGACGACUUUAUUUUCAGCGAUGCUCCUUGUGCGGGGUUCGACGACUUUGACUCGUGGGACAAAAAGGAGCGACAGGCGUACAGUGCGCAACGGGCGAAGAAUGUGAAGAAGGGGUACGAUAAAAGGGAUAGGGAGUUCAAGAAAUCUCCAGCCGAAUCUGCUUUCACAAAGACGGGGAGGCUGAAAAAAAACCGGAAAAAUGCGAACGAGAAUGCUCCUGCUGCUUGCAAGUUUUGCCAGAAGACGGUGCCCAACACGGUGAUUACGGAAUCGAAAGCGAACUCGAGUGGGUUGAACUGGAGCCAAUACUGCACCCACCCUUUCGGAUACCAAACGUGCUGGGCGUGCAAGAACGCGCACAAGAGUGUCAUGACAGAGAACAUGGCGCGAAAGAAAUUUUCUCGGGUUUUGGACAACGACUUUUUAGAAGAUGUUUUUCUGAAAUUACGACGAGAAAACAAGUGCUUUGACCACAAACCACACAACCCGCACGUGGGGACGCGCACGUCCGUUUACUAUUGGGUGCCUGAUUUGGAGCCAAUCGCGGUCGCACGGGGAUGGAAGAAAAGGAAAACCAAUAUUAAAGGCAAGGCAACUGGCGCGGCUCCAGAAGACGGGAACUGCUACGCAGCUGGUACAGCACCUACUUCUAGAGCUGCUGAUCCUACCUCAACGUCCUUCGAUUCACCACGUGCUGGCGCACCCGCUUCCUCAAAGUCGUGGUGCCCAAGCUGCGGCAGUGUUUGCCUCGUGCAAUGUCCUUUCCAUCAACUACCGAAGCAGGAGGAGGACUCUCGGAAAGCAGCAAGCUCUUGCCCCGCGACAGCUCGUAGCACUUCAUACGAAGAUGAUUGCGGUUCCAGCUCCCCACCGCAACAGAAAAAUGCUGGCACGAGGGCUCCAUCAUCACCAAAGACAGCAUGCAGCAGGGGUUCUACUUAUCAGAGUGGAUUUUUGUCCCCGACGCCAAGCUCAUCGCUAGAAUUAUCCGAUGUUCCCUCCGACUCGUCCUACACGUCAGACUCCGCUUGUCCACUCGUUGCGAAGAUGAACGAUAAGGAGCAGGGGAAAACGAAAAAGUAUUCGCAUUCCCCUGCUGUGAGGAAGAACACGAACAAGAGAAGCAGAGCCAAGCAAGCACAGAGAAGAUAAACAGAAACCUGUCGAUGAGACCAUGACUUUUUUGUAUGAUGAACACUUUUCUACUUCAAAAAUUCGAUCGAAUUCUACGAAGACGGACAGCUCUUCUAUAUUAACUUUGAUGCUAGAGUAACAAGAUCCCCUAGAAGUUGUACAGAAGGGCUUUAAGCAAUACUAGCGAUGUACGAUUCAUUCCGUAUCAUUAUUUUCACAUUAGGAUCAACGCAGUUUCUUUUUCCAAAAAUUUUACAACCCUCUACUCAUCGCAGCUUCAAACCAGUACCACGACCACCUGAAAU